This is a messenger RNA of Monopterus albus (swamp eel), 2749 nucleotides long. Its product is annotated as glutamine--fructose-6-phosphate aminotransferase [isomerizing] 2-like. Gene Ontology annotation, biological process: carbohydrate derivative biosynthetic process; UDP-N-acetylglucosamine metabolic process; fructose 6-phosphate metabolic process. Lineage: Eukaryota; Metazoa; Chordata; Actinopteri; Synbranchiformes; Synbranchidae. The transcript is spliced from 18 exons. Gene Ontology annotation, molecular function: L-glutamine:D-fructose-6-phosphate transaminase (isomerizing) activity; carbohydrate derivative binding. The annotation marks the transcript as partial. The record is from RefSeq and is a predicted model, not a curated record.
ACUCUGCCAACACUGCUGACCACGUCAGGGGACUCAGGUUCUCUUUCUCUUUCUUCUUCUCUAAAAGGAAUCUUUGCCUAUCUGAAUUACCGAGUGCCUCGCACCAGGAAGGAGGUAUUUGAGACGCUGGUGAAGGGGCUGCAGAGACUGGAGUACAGAGGGUAUGAUUCAGCAGGUGUUGCUGUGGAUGGCCCUAACAAGACGCCCACUGGCAUCAAUGGCAACACCAUCUGUUUGAUCAAGAAAACAGGAAAGGUCAAGGCCCUGGACGAGGAGCUGUACAAAAAAGACACACUGGACCUGGAUGAGAAGUUGUACACACACUUUGGCCUCGCUCACACUCGUUGGGCCACACACGGAGAGCCGAGUGCUGUCAACAGCCACCCUCAUCGCUCUGACAAGAAUAAUGAGUUUGUUGUCAUCCACAAUGGCAUCAUCACCAACUACAAAGAGCUGAAGAAGUACCUGAUCACCAAAGGAUAUGAGUUUGAGUCAGAGACGGACACAGAGGUGAUCCCAAAAUUGACCAAGUAUGUUUAUGACAACCGAGAGAAUGACAGCAUCACCUUCUCCAAACUGGUAGAGAGGGUCAUUCAGCAGCUGGAGGGGGCCUUCGCACUGGUGUUUAAAAGUCGUCAUUUCCCCGGAGAAGCUGUGUCCACCAGGAGAGGAAGUCCACUGCUCAUUGGUGUGCGAAGUGAGCAUGAGCUGUUGACUGAACACAUCCCCGUCCAGUACAACAGUGCUCACUUCAAGGAGGUAGUCCAGGAGAAGAACAGCCAUAACCGUCCCAACUGCUCCAGCUCUGAGGGGGAUGGCAAGGCAGUGGAGUAUUACUUUGCCUCUGAUGCCAGUGCCAUAAUUGAACACACAAACAAGGUGUUGUACCUGGAGGACAAUGACAUCGCAGUGGUGCGUGGAGGGGAACUUUCCAUCCACAGGGUGAACCGGCAGGCUGGAGAGGACCCGGUGCGGGCAGUCCAGACCCUACAGAUGGAGCUGCAACAGAUCAUGAAAGGUAACUUUGAUGCUUUCAUGCAGAAGGAGAUCUUUGAGCAGCCAGAGUCGGUAGUCAACACUAUGAGAGGCCGGAUAUGUUUUGACACCAACACAGUGGUUCUCGGUGGGCUGAAGGACCACCUGAAAGAAAUCAAACGAUGCAGACGGCUAAUCAUGAUUGCCUGUGGUACGAGCUUCCACGCUGCAGUUGCUACCAGGCAAAUCCUUGAGGAGCUCACAGAGCUGCCUGUCAUGGUGGAGCUGGCAAGUGACUUCCUGGACCGCAACACGCCCGUUUUCAGAGAUGACGUUUGCUUCUUCAUCAGUCAGUCAGGAGAGACAGCAGACACUCUGAUGGCACUGCACUACUGCAAGGAGCACAGUGCUCUGACAGUUGGUGUAACCAACACUGUGGGCAGUUCUAUUUGUAGAGAAACAGACUGCGGAGUACACAUCAAUGCUGGGCCUGAGAUAGGAGUGGCUAGCACCAAGGCCUACACCAGUCAGUUUGUGGCCCUCAUCAUGUUUGGCCUGAUGAUGAGUGAGGACAGGCUCUCUCUGCAGAACAGAAGACUGGAGAUCAUCAACAGCCUCAAAGUGCUACCUGAAAUGAUAAAGAAGGUGCUGACUCUGGAUGAGAAGAUAAAAACGAUUGCAGAGGAGUUGUAUCAGCAAAGGUCUCUUCUGGUCAUGGGUCGAGGUUACAACUAUGCUACAUGCCUAGAGGGAGCGCUGAAAAUCAAGGAGAUCACAUACAUGCACUCGGAGGGCAUCUUGGCCGGGGAGCUGAAGCAUGGCCCUCUGGCACUCAUAGACAAAGACAUGCCAGUCAUCAUGAUCAUCAUGAGGGACGCCUGCUACAUUAAGUGCCAGAAUGCUCUGCAACAAGUCACAGCCAGAUCGGGUCGGCCUAUCAUCCUGUGCUCCCAAGAUGACACUGAGAUAACUAAGAAUGCCUACCAGACCAUCGAGCUGCCACAGACUGUGGACUGUUUGCAGGGCAUCCUCACUGUCAUCCCCCUGCAGCUCCUGUCAUUCCACUUGGCUGUCCUGCGAGGAUAUGACGUUGACUGUCCCAGAAACUUGGCCAAGUCUGUGACUGUGGAAUAAAUCCAGUUCACGAAGCCCAAAAGAGGAGAGAGGAGGCUCAUAGAUUUACAGUGCAAUUGUUCAAUUGAAUGUUCAGUAUGUUUAUGUGCACAUGUGUAUCAUUUUGUGUGUGAUGGUGUUGGAGCUGUGUUUGUAUGUAGGCGAAUGAGGGUGUGAAUGAGAGAGCGAAUGUGAGAGAUGAAAGAGGGCGGUAUAAGGUACAAUGCCUAUUUUUAGAGAAAUGUGAAGUCUGACCAAUACACUGCUGAGGACAUGCCAGAGCCACUUGAGGACUUGUAGGACAACCAAUGAAAACAACAUUCCAACAUCCAAAGCAACAUGCUGUGCCUUCUUUAAAUCUUGUUUUGAGCCAAAAGACAUACAACAGGCUUAGCAGAAAGGCACUGAUAUGGUGUACUGAAGUGUUUACAGUUGCACAAUAUGGGGGCCUAUUGUGAAUUAUGAAUGUACACAGUCAUGAAUAAGAUGAUUUAUUUUGUUCCUGUUUUAUGAAUUUCUUAUGUCUUUUAACUUGUUUUUGCAUGAUGGGAAAUGUAGCAAUUACACGGUUUUAUUCCAGAGAAAUCUCUAAGUUAUGAAAUUCUGAUUUAAUAUAUUUAGUUACCCACUCAUAUAGUCACUGUGCCUGGUGGGCCAUUAA